Anopheles stephensi (Asian malaria mosquito) is the source of this 1125-nucleotide messenger RNA. Its product is annotated as basic-leucine zipper transcription factor A-like. NCBI's taxonomy places the organism in Eukaryota, Metazoa, Arthropoda, Insecta, Diptera, Culicidae. The transcript has a single exon. Bases 59 to 994 code for a protein of 311 amino acids. Gene Ontology annotation, molecular function: zinc ion binding; nucleic acid binding. The record is from RefSeq and is a predicted model, not a curated record.
GCAGCAACAGCAGCAGCAGCAGCAGCAGCAGUUAUGGUCCACGGUGGUAAAAGGCCGCAUGUCUCAGCGGCAAAACCACCCGCAGCAGCAGCAGCAUCGGCAGCAGCAUCAGCAGCAGCAGCAGCAGCAGCAACAGCAGCAGCAGCAACGACAACAAGUUGAGCGCUAUGUGCCACCACAGCUUCGUCAGCAGCAGCAGCGGCAGCAGCAGCAGCAGCGGCAGCAGCAGCAGCAGCAGCAGCAACUUCGUCCGCAACAACUGCGCCCGCAACAACAGCGACCACAGCAGCGAAAGCCAGCCAAGCCCGAGCUCAUUGAGGUGUCGCCCAAUGAAGGUCAGGAUUGGGAGAGCCUCCUGCUGCUAGUACAAACGGCAGUCAGGACCGACGAGCAGUACAAGCCGCUGAAGGACCAUGUCGUCUUGGGCCGCCGCACCAGCAAGUCGUUGCUGCGACUCACGCUCAGCCGCAAAGCGAAUGCGCAGCUCAUGUUGCAACAGAUCCGAGCCAUCGUGGGCAGUGCUGGAGUUUGCCGGCAUGUUACGGAAAUGGCGGCAGUGGUAGUCCAUGACGUCGAUCCGCUAGCCCAAGAGGAGGACCUCACUUCGCUGCUCGACAGCAACUUCGAGUCGGGAGCGGGUAUUGUCUCCACCACCAUGACCAAGAUGGCUGACGGCACCCAGCGCGCGUUCGUGCGACUGCCCGCGAAGUCUGCGAAGGAGCUUGAGGGCACCAAGAUCAAGCUGGGCUUUUGCGUCAGCAAGAUCAAAGCCGUGCCACCGACCCCUCGAGAGCGUGUUCGCUGCUACCGCUGCCUCGAGCUAGGUCAUUGGGCCCGUGAUUGCCGUUCACCCGAAGACCGGCAGAACAAGUGUAUACGCUGCGGCGGGGCGGGGCACACGGCGAAGGCCUGUACUUCGCCAAUAAAGUGCUUAAAGUGCGGUGGACCACACACAAUUGGUCACACUGACUGCGCCCGGUCGGCCUUGGUGUGACUCCUCAGCUGCGCGUAUUACAAGUGAACUUGGGCAGAGGAGAGAGGGCCCAGGAUAUCGUCCUCCAGACUGCCCGAGAAAAGAAAGUGGACGUGCUCUUGCUGUCGGAGCUGUACCGACCGCCUGCCAAC